Molecule: messenger RNA, 171 nt
Organism: Clunio marinus
Lineage: Eukaryota; Metazoa; Arthropoda; Insecta; Diptera; Chironomidae
Source: the annotation of a GenBank genome assembly
AUAAAUAAAUUGAAUUAACAAAAGACAAGAAAAUACUAAAGCAAGUCCGGCAGAUGAUUCUAUUAAAUGUGAGAACAAAGAAGAAUCUCAAAGAACAUUCAAGUGACAUUGAAUCUUAUAAGUUAUCAGAAAUAAAUUUUCAUCGUAAUCCAAUGAGAGCAGCUUUUAAUU